UGGAGAAAGCAGCAGUCACUAGAACCAUAAACUGCGACUAUCCACGGCCUUCAUGAGAGUGUGUGUAUAUGACAUACUUUUGUUUUGGCAUUAAUGAAAGUGGAAUGACUAAAAAGCCCUCAUCUUCUACCUACCUUCUUCUGCGAUUUCUUUAAGCCGUCUUUGAUUUUUUUUUCUUCACCAUUUUCGGAAGCUAUUUUUGUUGUAUUCACUUAAGAUCCAUGGCAUAAAAUCUGGUUUCGAACUAGAACUGAUACCUCCUUCAUCAUCACCUUGGAACUCGAAAACAAAUCGAUGGCGAGUCAUAUUGUGGAAACUCUGUUGGUGUUGUCAGUCAUCAUAUUCCUCCAACUCCAAACCACCAAGGGGGAAGAAGAAGGAGACACUCCAAUCGGUCGGUUCCAGCAAUACCUAAGAUUCAAAACGGCUCAUCCAAACCCUAACUACACGGCACCCGUCUCAUUUCUCGUUCACCAAGCCCAAUCAAUCGGUCUAACAACUCGAACCCUAGAAUACGUAAAAGGAAAGCCAGUUCUCGUGGUGACGUGGCUCGGCUCCAAACCCCAACUCCCUUCCAUUCUCCUCAACUCCCAUCUCGAUUCCGUCCCCGCCGAAGCUGACAAAUGGAUUCACCCGCCCUUCUCUGCUCACCGAACCCUCGACGGUGGUGGUCUUAUCUACGCACGAGGCGCGCAGGACGAUAAGUGCAUCGGAGUUCAGUAUCUGGAGUCUAUCCGGAACUUGAAAUCCACAGGCUUCCUUCCUAUCCGCACCCUCCACAUCUCUUACGUCCCCGACGAAGAGAUCGGAGGGUUCGACGGGAUGGCCAAGUUCGCGGCCUCCUCUGAUUUCCGGGACCUCAAUGUUGGAUUCGCCUUGGACGAAGGGCAGGCGAAUCCGGGAGAUGAGUUUAGGGUCUUCUUCGCUGACCGGACUCCCUGGGAGCUGGUGAUUACAGCUCGUGGCGUCCCGGGCCAUGGUGCUAAGCUCUACGACAAUGGAGCGAUGGAGAAUCUGAUGAAGAGUGUUGAGUUGAUCUCCAGGUUUAGGGAGACGCAAUUCGAUUUCGUUAAAGCUGGCAAAGCUGCCAACUCCGAGGUUAUCUCUGUCAAUCCAGUUUAUCUCAAAGCUGGGACUCCUUCCAACACUGGAUUUGUGAUGAAUAUGCAGCCUUCAGAGGCAGAAGCUGGAUAUGAUCUAAGGCUGCCUCCAAUGGAUGAUCCUCAUCUUAUCAAGAAAAGGAUUGCUGAGGAAUGGGCUCCUUCUAUUAGGAACAUGACCUACACGAUAAAAGAGAAAGGAAAGUUAAGAGACCAUUUAGGACGACCGAUAAUGACUGCUACUAAUGGUUCGAAUCCUUGGUGGUCUGUCUUCAAGCAAGCUGUUGAAGCAACUGGUGGAAAACUCGCAAAGCCUGAAAUUUUGGCUUCAACCACAGAUGCACGCUAUAUUCGCACUUUGGGAAUUCCACUUCUGGGUUUCUCACCCAUGAUCAAUACUCCUAUCCUAUUGCAUGACCAUAACGAGUUUCUUAAAGAUACCGUAUUCUUGAAAGGAAUACAAGUAUAUGAAUCGGUUAUCAGCGCUUUAAGUUCCUUUGAGGGAGUAUCUGCUCAAAUGAUCUGAAAGCAUGUUUGUAUUCGAGCAAUUGUUACAUCCCACUUGUAGAUGAUCAGGUUUCACAAAUUGCUAUGUUCAACAAGUGUAUGUCGAUGUUUCACUCAUUUUCUUGGAAAUAUGUUUCGAUUGACAUUCACUCGGGUCCUGUGACCCUGAGUGGCUGGUAAUAAUAUCAGACAUUUGAUUUGCCUGCAUAAAAUCUCGAA
Molecule: messenger RNA, 1826 nt
Organism: Eruca vesicaria subsp. sativa (arugula)
Lineage: Eukaryota; Viridiplantae; Streptophyta; Magnoliopsida; Brassicales; Brassicaceae
Source: the annotation of a GenBank genome assembly